CACCGGGCUCGCGGCCGCCUCGGCAUGCCUACGUCCGGGGCGCGGGCUGCGGGGGCGCCCUGGGCACGCUUCUCGGCCUGGCUGGAGUGCGUGUGCGUGGUCACCUUCGACCUGGAGCUGGGCCAGGCGCUGGAGGUGCGCCCCCAAGCAGAGGGAAAAAUGUUGCCAAGACCUCCCAUUGGGAUGGAGGAGAGAGGAACCCUGCACUUCGGAUACCGAAAGUGGUACUCUUGACUCUUCCCCCCAUAAAAAGCUGCUCCUCUCCCCCCUCGCCUGCCUUCCCGCGCUAUGAUACCUUCUCGCCUCAGUUCCUCCGGCCAGAAUACCAGCGGUCACUCUUGACUCCUCCCAUCCCUCCACCCCACAUCCCAUCCGGGGACAAGGCUGACAGCUCCACCUGCAACAGGGUUCGCAGAUUCGUUACCUCUGCUACUGUCCCCCUAAGUCCAAUAUUUGCGGCUCUCUUCCUUACAUCUUUGGACACCCCCUUGUUCACUUAGAAUCACAUCCAGCCCCGGGAGUCAUCUUUCUGUUCACUGACUGCACCUAGCCCACCUAGCCUGGGGUGUUCCCAAUGCCGGCAAGACUCUUCCCCACCCCCACCCACAUGGGUGUACAUGAAAACGGGACAGACUCAGGGAGGAAGGCCUUCCGUAGUUCUGCAGGCCUGGCGCGAUGGUCUUCUCGUGCCCUGAAGGCCAUGACGCAGACCCUGGCGCUGACCAGGGCAGGGGAGGCUGGGAGGUAGGCUUCAGCACGCUGUCAGCAGAACUUGCUGAGAACCAGGAGGCGGCACAUCCCGUGACUGCAGUCAGCUGAUAAGGCUGGUUAGCCAUCACUGGGAAGCCAGCAUCAGGGUGAGGGGGGUGUCUUCCAAGACCUUGCUGAACUCCGCCAGGCUGUGGGACGCCCAAGUCCUAAAAAACAGAAAGGACUGACACUGCCCAUGCUCGCUGUGGAGACCCCAUUCCACCAUACCUGUCCCCUCGUGGCAUGCCAAAUUGACAGAGGGACCUGAGCCCAAAGAGGUGAGGUGAUCUGCCUAGCAUCACAGUCCACAUUCCUGCUGGUGCCCAAACUGUUCCCAGUAUAAUCACAAGAGAAGAGAGUCUACUGUUUCCUUAAGGCAUUCUCAUGUAUAAUGUUCUAGAACUUCACCACUCAAGCAAGAACUGUUAAAGGCUCCAUGUGCUUGGGCUUCUGAACUUUGCUGAGGCUAUACAGCUCAGGGAGGGAGUGUUGGGGGGACCCACAGCCCCUCCGAAUUGUCAAGUCUGUGCAGGAAUCGGGCAGCACAGCCACAUGACGCGCGUCAGGUCUGCAUCCUGUCUUCUCUCCCCUGGAAAUCGUGGGGAAGAUCAGGGGUCACUUCAGCUGAAUCCACAAUCAUUCAUGGAGCACCUGCUCCGCCCUCGCUUACUCCGGGCUUGGCCUGGCUGAGCACCACAGAGAUUCUGACACUGCGCUGGGUGCUGGGACAGGAUGGGAGACCCAGGGACUGCCUUCCGGGAGGGAGCUUGUCGAUCACAGAGACUCCAUGGACAGACGCAACGCAGAGGAAGGAACGGGGCUUGGCCAAACGUUGGAGGAUGAGAAGGAGGCAGCCUGACAGGGCAGAGGGGACUGUUUCAGGUAACCCCUCCCCCCAAAAAGCCAGCAAAAGCAAAGGCAAGGAGCCAGCCCUUCACUCACUCAAUGAGUCUAGUACCGAGCAACUGCCGGGAGCCAGGCCCCACGGUCCUGGAGCUGGACACGGGCACAGAGCUGAAUGCGAUGUCAGGGUCCUGCCCACCAGGAGUUUGGGUUCUGUGCUAGAAACGCAGGGAGUAACUGGUUCAGGACCCCCCAGAGCGCACAGGAUGUGUGUGGGCAGGGAGGUCCCACCGACGUGGGUGCACAGGAGCCUGCAGACGAGGCAGGGGUCAGACAGGAGGGCGGGCAAGGCUGUGCACCUCCGCUGAGCAGAGGGCCUGGCUCUGCUGCCCUCGGAAACUCUCCUCUCAGCGCCCCCACCGACCCGAGAAGCCCACGCAGCCAGCGGAGGCCGGGGGGCCCAGGCUGCAGGCUCCUCCCCCAGGCGUCCGCGUCCUUCCAGCUGCAGCUCCCGCACUGCCGUCUCAAGACCCUUUCAAUCUUCAGAACUACUGAGGGCCCCAAGGAGCUUUUUAUCUGGUGUACCCCAGCGACUUCCGGCUCACGGACAAGGAGAAAAGCAGCAUCUGCUACCUGUCCUUCCCCGACUCCCACUCAGUGUGGAGGGCAGAGGCGCCCCUGGCACACGGAUGACAGGCACUGUGACCGUGGGGCCCCCGCGUCUCUGCAGAGGGAGCCUGCGCACUACUUUGGCUACGUGUACUUCAGGCAGGUGAAGGACAGCUCGCUGAAGAGGGGCUACUUCCAGAAGGGUCCCCAGGGGCUGGGGCGCCAUCUCACCGGCCCUCGGGCCCUGCAGUCUCUGGUGCUGGUGUCCCGCCUGCCCUUCGUCCGGCUGUUCCAGGCGCUGCUGGGCCUGGUCGCCCCCGAGUUCUUCGACAAGCUGGCACCCUGCCUGGAAGCGGCCUGCAGGGAGAUCGACCAGUGGCCGGCGCCCGUGCCGGGGCGGACACUCAACCUGCCUGUCAUGGGAGUCGUCCUCCAGGUGCGGCUGGCCGGCUGGGGUGGGAUGGCCCGGUGCCUGUCGACACCCACCCCUCCAGCAGCUGCUUCCUUCGUCCCCAGGUACACAUCCCAUCCCGGGCAGACAGGCCUGAAUCCGGUUCUCCAAAGCAGUGCGGCCACGAGAACCUGCUACCGGCCCCGGUGGUCCUUACCAGCACCCAUGAGCUGGACCUGUUCAGGUGCUUCCGGCCGGUGCUGGCGCACGUGCAGCUGCUGUGGGAGCUCAUGCUGCUGGGGGAGCCGCUGCUGGUCCUGGCACCCUCGCCCGCCGUGUCCUCGGAGAUGGUGCUGGCCUUGGCCAGGUGGGUCGGGCCGCCGUGUGAGAGGGGUGGCCCGGCACCAGCCCUGCUCGCUCACGGGCCCCGCGGGCCCCCCCGCAGCUGCCUGCAGCCCCUCAAGUUCUGCUGCGACUACCGCCCCUACUUCACCGUCCACGACAGCGAGUUCAAGGAGUUCUCCACGCGCACGCAGGCCCCCACUGGCCCCACAUCCUCCGUGUCGGGGAGCCCAAGAUGUCAGGGGACCUUCCCAAGCAGGUCAAACUGAAAAAGCCCUCGAGGCUGAAGACCCUGGACACCAAGCCAGGUCUGUGCCCCUCCUCUCCUCCCGGGACCCAGAGACGGGCCUUGGGGUGGGGUGGGGCAGGCAGAUGUGCUGGCACCGCCAAAGGGAGGGGAGCGCGCUACCACCCUGCCCUCCCCAGGCCUCUACACCGCGUACACGGCCCACCUCCACCGAGACAAGGCCCUGCUCAGACGGCUGCUUAAGGUACCGCUGGGGGGGGGCACACCAGGGGGCGGGACACUGUGCUCGGCAUGUGAAGGGGGCGCAGCCGGGGCGCUGUGGCUCAGCCCUCGCCCCCCAGGGCCUGCAGAAGAAGCGGCCGUCGGACGCGCAGACCGCGGUGCUGAGGCGGCACCUCCUGGAGCUCACGCAGAGCUUCAUCAUCCCGCUGGAGCACUACAUGGCCAGCCUCAUGCCCCUGCAGAAGAGCAUCGCGCCCUGGAAGACCCCUCCCCAGAUCCGCCCCUUCCGCCAGGAUGACUUCCUACGCAGCCUGGAGCACGCGGGGCCGCAGCUCACCUGCGUCCUCAAGGGCGACUGGCUGGGCCUCUACAGGCCAGCCCGCGGCGGCUGCCUCUUGCCCCCAAACAGGCGGUUUUUCAAGUCCCCGCAUUUUGAUGGCUGGUACCGGCAGCGGCACAAGGAGAUGGCCCAGAAGCUGGAAGCGCUGCACCUCGAGGCCAUCUGCGAGGCGGUGAGGGGGCUGGGCGGGGGAGCGCCGGGCAGGGAGGGCACAGGCCCAGAGGCGGGCGAGGGCCUCGGUCAGGGAUGCCCCCUCUCGUCCCCGCAGAACAUCGAGAUCUGGAUGAAGGACAAGUCUGAGGUAGAGGUCGUGGAUCUGGUCCUGAAACUCCAGGAGAGGCUGGUUCGAGCACAGGGCCACCAGCUCCCCGUGAAGGAGGCAACGCUGAAGCGGGCGCGGCUGUACAUCGAGACGGUCAUUGGCUCUCUGCCCAAGGACCUGCAGGUCGUCCUGUGCCCUCCCUAGGAUGGGGCCCGUGGUCGGGGGCCUGGGUCUGGCCGAGCUUCCUUCCCGGCAGUCUGGCACGAGCGCCCCCACCCGGACUCCCUGCUGCCUCGGGCCCUGGCCCCCCACCUGGCACCACCAUCGUCCCAGCAAUAAAGGCAGCAUCUGGAACCACAGCCUGGACCCUGACUGUUGGCAGGUCACGCGCUGGCAGAGCUUCACCUCCCCCUGGGCCCCACCUGCCCUCUCCAGGGUCUUAGGCACGGGGGGUGGGCAAGCGGUGAACCCUCGCCAAGGCCACCCACCCCCUCCGGGCGCCCAUCUGCCCAAGCCCUACAGGCCCAGCUGUUGCACUUGAUAACGUCCUUUAGACCCAGCCGGCUGCCCAGCUCAGGACAGGAGGAGGAGGCGGACAGGCAGACCCUUCUCGUCACGCAGCCCUCCCCGUCCCACCGCCUGUCUCGCCUGGGGCUGGGGGGACCUCGCCUACAGUCGUCUCUUGGGAGGGGAGAAGCCGCUUCGCCGGAAGAGAGCUCUGCCCCGUGGUUUGCUGGGAGGCUGCUCGGGCUGGGGGCUGCCAGGCGGGCCCCGGGCCUUGUCUCGUUUCCGCUGCAGGGACACCCCACCGGCACCUUCUCUGUUUGCUCUGCCCCGCACUGCUGCUCGGCUCACAGGCACUCGCGUUGCCCCCCCGUGUCCAUCUGCCCCCACGGGACUCUAGCCUGACCAGGCCCCUCUGGCCAGAGCCCUCCUCAGCCACCGCAGCCUUGGGGCACCAAGCUCCUUGGCACGGAGUGAAAGGUCCUCGGAAGUAAUCCACACCCCCGUGUGACACCUUGUGACACCGGGCCCAGUGGUCACCAGUGCUGUCACCAGCAUGGUCAGCUCAGCACAGAGGGACAGCGCUGGCAGCGAGGCAGGGGGCGGGGAGGAGGCAGGCGUGGACCCAGAGCUGCAGGCCUCCGGUAGGCCCCGCCAUACCCAACCCCAGGUGCCUCCCCUGAGGGGCAAGGCCAUGUAGAUGCCCGCGCGGCCUCAGCGGCUCCCUGAGCGGAGUCCUGGCUGAGCACGGUGGUGUGGGGUGCGGGCCAAACGGGGGCAAGCUCUUCUCUCCUGAAGCCGCACGGCCUGUGCGCCAGGAUGCAGCGUGCCGCCGCCACUCCUCCCAAGCGGGGUCUGGUGGAGUCGCCAGACGCCAGCAAGCACGGGCCUCAGAGCUGCCCGUGUCCGCUUGUCAGGCCCCGACCACAGCAGAGGACAGCCUGGUGCCUCCCCGGCCUGCAGACAGCUGAGCCCAGCCUGGUGCGUGACUGCAGUCAGAGGACAGAGUAGAGGCAGCAGAGGGAGAGACAAGCUGGAGGCCCUCGAGUGAGGGAGGACCCGGUGGCCCCAGUGCUGCUUUGGACAGCCUUGCCCUGCCGUCUGGCCUGGAGGGGUGGCGCAGGGGCCGUGAGGGCUGUGCCCCAGCCAUCACGCCAGCACACUGCACGGUGCCCUCCCUCAGCGUCCUGAGGGUGACUGCAGGUGAUGGAGGGCUGCAGGGGAGAGGCUGCCAGGCAGCUGCCAGGAGGCCUCCUCGAAGCCCCCAGGGAUUUUUGCCUCCGUCCGUCCAGGAAGGCACAACCAGAUUCCCCUGAAUCCCUGCAUCCUCCCUCGAGGACUCUGGUUGAAUCCACGCAGCAGCCCCUCACUGCGGCUUGUCCUCAGGAACACUGGAGCAGGGGGUGUGGGGGGAGGGACACCUGGCAGGGUGGGCAACAAUGCCCAGGGUGGGAUCCAAAGCUGAAGGGUAGCCGCGGGAGGAGUCCCUCCCCUGGAGUGCCUGGCGCUGUGGAGGGGCCCUCCUCCUCACAGCCCGAACCCCUGCACAAACGAGGCCUCUGGGUACAGCGUAGCCUGGGGGUGGGGGAACUCCAUCCUCUCCCCCAGAAGCCCCUGGGGUUCCCUCCCAGGAUCAGGUCAGCUCUGGCUGGGCUAAGCCUCUGUCUCCCCACCAGGCUGGGGACAGGCACUGAGGAGGCAGGAAAGGGAGGGGUGGGAGGGUCAGAAGAGACAGACCCACCCCCUACCAGAGCCCCGCGGACAUUUGGGCCUGGAUGGGCAGGAACUAGUGGUCUCAGAGGGCUCUGUGGUCGGCCAGUCUGUGAGGCCGACUGCUCGGCGGGGUUGUGUGUGGGCAUGGUGGCUGGGGAUGGGGAUGGGACCGCAGUGGGCUGAUCCGGGGACAGGAAGGACAGUCUUCACCCCCAAGCUUCCUGCACUCUAUUUAAAGACUCCCUUUUAGUCUGGGAUGGUGGCCUUCCCACAUGUUUGGUAUUAAAAUGU
Molecule: messenger RNA, 6514 nt
Organism: Hippopotamus amphibius kiboko
Lineage: Eukaryota; Metazoa; Chordata; Mammalia; Artiodactyla; Hippopotamidae
Gene: DENND6B
Product: DENN domain containing 6B
Exons: 16
Coding region: 1769-4210 (813 amino acids)
Cellular component (GO): recycling endosome
Molecular function (GO): guanyl-nucleotide exchange factor activity
Source: RefSeq, a predicted model, not a curated record